GGUGAGCAGCGAAAACGAGCGAACUGAACGCAUGCUUCGCGCAAAGUGUCGAGUUAUACCGAACUGAACGGACGUGCUUUUGCGGCGACGCGUGAAACGAAAUAGGCAACUAAAAGUGUGUCAUAUGAAGCGCUAAAAAAGAUCAUCCAUUUUUUUCCCCAAAAAAAACUCUCGAAUCUAAAUUUUAUACUCCCAUUUGUAUGCAUUUGUGAAUUUUCAGGAAAUAAAGCAGAAAUAUACUUCACCUACGCCGCGCUGCUGCUUCGUGUUUCAAAUUGGUAAUUUUGCUUGCUUAUUUUUAACAAAAUAAAAAAGUAAAAAUAGAAAUAGAAAUAAAUUGAAUUAAGUUUAAAUGUGCGAUCGAUCGCCCGAGCGAUAAAAUAACACAAGUGAAAUUAUUGUGAUUUGUGUGCGCAUGUUGUGCGACCGACUGACAGCCGCUGCAAAAUUAGCUUGAAAUAAACAGUUGUGUGGAUUUUGGUUGUUGUUGGCUUAAGCGGUUCAUAUUGAAUUUCGUUAAAAGGUGUAGUAAAAAUUCGUAGCUUCUUCGCAUUCGCCCAAUCACAUUUCGUUUGGCUGGGCACUUAUCAUUCCCGAAGCCUAGAUAGUGCUCGAUUUCAAGCAGCACGUGCGUGGAUUAUAUAAAGAGCGUGCACAAGUGUGAAUAAUCUGUAAAGUGCCGAACACGAACGGAAUACGAAAAAAAUCUGUUUCAUCGCGCUCCAAGUCCACACACACAAAUGCCUAAACCACUCGUAGAUAUCUCCGCAUCUAUGUCACAAUGAAGAGUAUUAUUUCUCGUUUCUAUAGUAAUUAUGGCUUUAGUCUUAUUUAUGUGAUACUAGUUUAUACAACAUUAGCGCACAGUGUACCGUCUUGCGGUUUAUAUGGAGCGCCGCCGUGCCAGUUUGUACCAGCGCCGCCGGGACAAACACCAUCAUGUGCUCGACCCGGUCGAACUUACUGCGAGCAUGUGGACAAUUAUCCAACCUAUCUCAUCAAGCAUCUCGUCCAUAAGUGGGGUUAUGAAGCCAAGAAUCUGCUCGUGGACGAGUCCUGGGAUGAAUUUGCCGCAUUGACGUGGCACGAGUCACCGGUUUUCUACGAUCCAGCCUUUAUUUUUAAUCGCCCCUAUAAUGGCGGCAAUGAUGACUUCAAUGGCUACAAAUAUGGCACACCCAGUGCAAAUGGCAACGGUGGCGUUGGAGCCGGAGCUACCAGCAGCAGUGAGAACACAUUUAUCAUAACAAAAGCACAGACGACAGAGACACCAACCUUCCUCUUCUACACCUCCGCUGGCCAACGGCCGAAUAAAAAUCAGGUGAACAGCUACAGCGGUACAGGGGCCGGUAGUGGGCAUAAGACUUCGUCGAAUAGCCCCGCCUUUUGGCUUAAACGCAUAACACGCAAUGUUGACGGUGUGGUGGGCGUAGAAGUAGGUGGUAACUUAACCGCCGCCUUGACAUCAUACGGCCCCGAUGCCGACCCAGUGACGGCUAGUCGUGCGAAACGCAGCAUUUCUUCAUCCUCUCAAAGCACAUCAUCUUCAUCGAAACUGUCACGUGACGUUUCACUUAAUAUGGAUCUCUUGGAUAUCGUCGGCGCCGAUAAGGGCGCCAAAACGCGUACCAAACGACAAAGUCCCGGUCGGGAAACACUCUGCAAGACCACCUCACAAUUUAUUACACCACAAGCGGCGCUCAACAACAAAGGCAACUGGAUGUUCGUGGUGAAUGAGCCGAGCACAGCGCGCCAAAUGGUGAAAGCGGAAUUAUGCGCCUCGAACACCUGCUCGAAUCUCUGCCAACUGCCCAACGGUUACAACUCCAGAUGCGAGCAGAAAUUCGUGCAGAAACGCCUGAUUGCCCUGCAGGCCAACGGUCAAAAUCUCUACACGGACUCAUUUUGGUUUCCGAGCUGUUGCGUUUGUACGAUAGCGGCGAAUUGAGAGCACACCACGGUCGUCUUCAGCUUGACGGAAGAAUGCUGUGGCAGCGAAUGCACUUAGGCUGGGGAUUCUUUAAAUCAUUGUUUAAUUAAUUUAUGGAGACUUAAAUAAUUUAUAUAAUAACGAAUUUGUUAAUAAUGCAAGCGUACAACAAAAACAAAAGCAAGAAACACUCAUAUGAGAACUCCAAAUCAUGAAACAUUAAAAACGAAAAAAGAAAAAAACAAAAACAUAAACAAAA
Messenger RNA from Bactrocera neohumeralis, 2189 nucleotides. RefSeq names its product protein spaetzle 5 (gene spz5). The coding region runs from base 782 to 1948 and encodes 388 amino acids. The transcript has 9 exons. Gene Ontology annotation, cellular component: extracellular region. Gene Ontology annotation, biological process: central nervous system formation; innate immune response; regulation of Toll signaling pathway. The record is from RefSeq and is a predicted model, not a curated record. NCBI's taxonomy places the organism in Eukaryota, Metazoa, Arthropoda, Insecta, Diptera, Tephritidae. Gene Ontology annotation, molecular function: growth factor activity; Toll binding.